AUGUCAGAAAUCGCGGGCCCUGCUGCUGCUGCUCUGGCAUCGCUAUGCCCUGACGACGUAAUUUUCCUUCAGUCACUCCCCAAGGCAGAACUUCAUGCUCAUCUCAACGGAUCUAUACCUAUCAAAACAAUACUGGAACUUGCGCAGAAAUACUCGCCUUCUAGUCCACAGACGACCGAGGUCGCAGACAUUAUCGAGAAACUCAAGUCUGGAGUCAUCUUGAAUGACAUAUUUGACUUUUUCUCUCUGAUGCCCGCUAUCUAUACUCUGACAUCAACCCCGGAAGCAGUCGCGAUAACUACUCGUGCAGUCCUCCAGUUAUUCCUGAACCCCACCAGUGAUGGCGCGGAAAGUCCUCAGUGCACGUACCUCGAGCUACGGACUACACCUCGCGCGACGCCACACAUGACGCGAGAGAGGUACCUCACGGUUGUGCUUGAUGAAGUAGAGAUGUAUCCUGCUACACAGGCCGCCCUGAUCGUGUCCGUCGAUCGUCGCAUGAGUGACUCGGACCUUGAAGAAUGCAUUAGUCUUGCCAUCGAGAUGAAGAACAGAGGCAGAAGAGUUGUAGGCAUUGAUGUAUGUGGGGAUCCACGUAGUGGCGACAUGCAAUCCUUCACUCAGCACCUAUCAAGAGCAAAGGGUGCUGGCCUUGGGUUGACCGUACACAUCGCGGAGAGCACAAAUAAUACAACCGAGGAUUCUCUGGCACUCCUUAGUUGUCGUCCGGAUCGACUCGGACACGCAACAUUCCUUUCAGAUGAACUCAAGACUUUGUUCUUCGAAGAUAUCCCGCAGCCUGGGACAGAAUGCGAUAGCACUGCGUCUGAGGAAGCGAAAGUGCAGAUGUCUUUCCGGGCUGAUGCAGAGAAAUUUUCCGAGCGAGCCGCCAUUAAGGAUAUUGAAGAGAUGAUCAAACAAGCGGAGUCGCCCAAUAACGCGCGCACGAACGGACAAUACAAGCCAUGCAUCGAGAUAUGCCUGAGCUCCAAUCUUCUAUGCAAAACUGUCGCAUCCCUCGACGCGCAUCAUAUUCGCUAUUAUCUGAAGAAUGACCAUCCCAUCGUCAUCUGUACUGAUGACGCACUCCCUUUCAGAACGUCUUGUCUUGGGGAGUACUCUUUGCUUCUGGCACAGCCUCCGUUAGGCCUUGGCUUGAGCAGAGAUGAUGUAGCUAGAAUCGCGCGGAUGGGCAUGGAUGCUGCAUUUUUGAGACCUCGUGAUUGA
This is a messenger RNA of Suillus plorans, 1227 nucleotides long. RefSeq names its product Metallo-dependent hydrolase. NCBI's taxonomy places the organism in Eukaryota, Fungi, Basidiomycota, Agaricomycetes, Boletales, Suillaceae. The coding region runs from base 1 to 1227 and encodes 408 amino acids. The record is from RefSeq and is a predicted model, not a curated record. Gene Ontology annotation, biological process: inosine biosynthetic process; adenosine catabolic process. Gene Ontology annotation, molecular function: adenosine deaminase activity. The transcript is spliced from 5 exons.